AUGAAGGCCUCCCUUUCCAUCGCCGCCGCCCUUGUGCCCCUGGCUGCCACCGCCGCCUGCGGCCUCAAGAAGUUUGACAACCUCGUCACCUUUGGCGACAGCUACACCGAUGAGGGUCGUCUCGGCUACUUCAUCAACCACGGCGGCGAGGCUCCUCCUGCCGGCGAGCUCCUCCCCGAAAGCUCCGGCGCUGCCAGCGGCGGCUUUGCCUGGCCCCGCAUCAUCGCCCAGAAGGCCGGCGUCAAGUCUUUCAACUACGCCCCUUUCCCCUCUGUCCUCGAGUACGAGGUGCCCGCCUUCAAGGCCGAUACCGAGUACCCCCUCUACGACAAUGUCACCGCCGACAACACUGUCUACGCUCUGUGGAUCGGUACCAACGACCUCGGCGCUGACGCCUUCUUGACGGACGACAACAAGGCUGGCACCACCCUCACCACCUACACCGACUGUGUCUUCAACGUCUUCGACAACGUCUAUGAGACUGGCGGACGCCACUUCGUCCUCCUCAACGUUGUGCCCCUCGAGAAGCUCCCCAUGUACGAGCUCCCCGAGCUCGGUGGCACUGGCGAUAACCAGUUCUGGGGAGACAAGACCUCGUACGAUAUCCUCGCCCUCAAGAACAAGAUCCAUCAGUACUCCACUAGCGUCAACUCCAUCUUCAGCUACGGCGCCGCUGCCAACACCGUCCUCAACAACCGAUGGCCCGGCGCCUCCCUGACCGUUUUUGACGUCCACAGCCUCUUCUCCGAGCUCAUCGCCAACCCCACCGAGUACUACGAGUCCCCCGUUGACCCCAUCGGCUACUUCCGCCACUGCGAUCCCGCCACUGGCGCAUGCGUCGACUCCCAGAACGACCCCGACAGCUUCCUCUGGUACGACGAGCUCCACCCUUCGGUCCGCUCCAGCGAGAUCCUUGCUGAGGAGUUCAUCAAGGUUGUCGAGGGUACCUCCAAGUACGCCACGACUUAUGUCUCUAAGAGUGCCGCUUCUAAGAGGAAGUAA
This is a messenger RNA of Parascedosporium putredinis, 1002 nucleotides long. NCBI's taxonomy places the organism in Eukaryota, Fungi, Ascomycota, Sordariomycetes, Microascales, Microascaceae. The record is from the annotation of a GenBank genome assembly.